Molecule: messenger RNA, 2086 nt
Organism: Phyllostomus hastatus (greater spear-nosed bat)
Lineage: Eukaryota; Metazoa; Chordata; Mammalia; Chiroptera; Phyllostomidae
Gene: SLC25A45
Product: solute carrier family 25 member 45
Exons: 6
Coding region: 130-996 (288 amino acids)
Biological process (GO): transmembrane transport
Cellular component (GO): mitochondrion
Molecular function (GO): transmembrane transporter activity
Source: RefSeq, a predicted model, not a curated record
GGCCACUGCUCACCCUGCACCCAGGGUUAAACAUUAGUGGGAGGUUAUCAGUCCAGGUUCGGGGAGGGAGAGGGUAGAGUUACACUUUUACCAGCGGCUCCUCAGACACCGGGUCCCGCCGCCUGGACAAUGCCUGUGGAGGAGUUCGUGGCCGGCUGGAUCUCCGGAGCUCUGGGCUUGGCCCUGGGACACCCCUUUGACACUGUAAAGGUGCGGCUGCAGACCCAGAGCACUUACCGCGGCAUCAUCGACUGUAUAGUCAAGACGUAUCGCCAUGAGUCGAUUCUGGGCUUCUUCAAGGGGAUGAGCUUCCCCCUCGCCAGCAUAGCUGUGGUCAACUCAGUCCUGUUCGGGGUCUACAGCAAUGCCCUGCUGGUGCUCACGGCCACCUCCCACCAGGAGCGGCGGGUCCAACCUCCCAGCUAUAUGCACGUCUUCAUAGCUGGCUGCACCGGGGGCUUCCUGCAGGCCUACUGCUUGGCCCCUUGCGACCUCAUCAAAGUGCGGCUGCAAAACCAGACAGAGCCGAGGGCACAGCUCGGGAGCCGGCCGCCCCGCUACCGGGGGCCCGUGCACUGCGCGGCCUCCAUCUUCCGGGAGGAGGGGCCCCGCGGGCUGUUCCGGGGCGCCUGGGCUCUGACGCUGAGGGACACGCCCACGGUGGGGAUCUACUUCGUCACCUAUGAGUGGCUCUGUCGCCAGUUCACGCCAGACGGCCGGACACCCAGCUCAGCCACCGUGCUGGUGGCCGGGGGCUUCGCAGGCAUCGCCUCCUGGGUGGUAGCCACCCCCUUGGACGUGAUCAAGUCCCGGAUGCAGAUGGAUGGGCUGAAGCAGAGCGAGUACCGGGGGCUGCUGGACUGCAUGGUGACCAGUGCCCGGCGGGAAGGGCUGGGGGUCUUCUUCCGGGGGCUGACCAUCAACAGUGCCCGCGCCUUCCCUGUCAACGCCGUCACCUUCCUCAGCUACGAGUACCUCCUCCGCUCGUGGGGAUGAGCCCGGCCGGGCGCGGCCAGCGCCCAGCGCCGAGUCCCCCAGUGGGACUGACCGCCCGCCACCCAGCUGCCCGGACUGAAGGCCACGUUGAAAGCCCCAGGUUGAGAUUUCCAUGGAAGAGGCUCCACCUUCCUUGUCAAGGCGCCUCCCAGCCCAGGAGAUGCGGAUGCGGACGGGGGAGACAGCACCGGGGGCCCCACCCAGAACCCGCGGCUGGCCUCAGCCUCCAGGAGCUCUUGCCGGGAUUCCUUCGCAAAGCCAGUCACCAGUGGUGCUGGGGACAGUCCUGCCCCCCCGUCCCGUGACUUCGGCCCUUCAAGAGCUCGGCCUCCACUCCUCCACUCCGCUGCCUGGCUGCUAACGACCCUCUGGGUCCCCGGGGCAGCGUCCGCCUCCGCCUCUCUCCCCCAUCGCCCCCACCCCGCCCACGAUCCCCCGACCCCCGUCUGACCUCGCCCUGCCUGACUCGAGAGUGGCCUUUACAUCUCCUGGCCUUCGGAGUCCUUCAGCGACUCCCAUCAUGCUCAGGGAAAAGCCCAGACUCCGCCCCCUCCCGAUGGGGCGCUGGCUCACCUACCUGCCCACGCACCUCGGUCACGGCCCUCGCCUGUGUCGUGGUGCUUGGAGGACUCUCAUGAACCUGCGAGCUCCCGGAGGCGGGUGGUCGCGCGUCUGCUCCUUUCCCAGCUCAGAGCCCCGGCGCUCGCGGCAGCCCGGCACAUGCCCGUUGAAGGGAGUGGCGUUGCAUUCCCGGCCUCUCUCGUGACUCCAGCCACCCCGCCUGCUUCCUGGGUGGGGUCCCUGUCCCACCAAUGCCCCCAACCCCUCACUGGGAGGCUUGCCUACCCUGGAAUCACUCCCACUGGAGGGGUACCAGAAGCUGGGGGUAUCUGCCAGGCCCGCUCUCAUGCCUGGCACAUAUUUACUUGUCUCCGUUGCAAAGUGGGCAUGCAAGACUGCCUAAGAGGGCCCUGGCUUGUGUGGCUCAGUGGAUUUGAGCACCAGCCUGUGAAUCAAAGGGUCGCCAGUUCGAUUCCCAGUCAGGGCACAUGCCUGGGUUGCAGGCCACGGCCCCCAGCAACCACACAUU